Amoebophrya sp. A120 is the source of this 337-nucleotide messenger RNA. The record is from the annotation of a GenBank genome assembly. Lineage: Eukaryota; Dinophyceae; Syndiniales; Amoebophryaceae.
AGCUGUAUAACAUGUGCUGGGGGUUCUUGACGAACUUCGAAGAGAGACUCUCCAGAGAGGAGCGCCGCAUCUACUCCGCCAUUCUUCAGAUGUACGUUGAUCCAGUGACCAAGCAAGCGCCCCAGCAACUCGUCGUGGACCCGAAGAUAUGCAUUGCAAAAGCAUCAUACUAGUAUAAAUCGCAACACAAAUUUUUUCAGAAGGAAAAACGGAGUUUGUAAUGCUGAUUUGGCUAAGAAACAAGAUUUGUCAUGCAUGAAAGCAAUUAGUACGAGUGCGAUACUUUUGCAGAGCAUAGAAGACAAAGGAGCAGCGCGCUGUGCCCGUUUACGAUAAC